UAAUUAGAGGAAGUAAUUACUACUUUUAAAGAAUGUUUAUGACGUUUUGAUGACGUAAACUUUCAUUUGGUAAUCCUCCGUUUUAACAGAGCUGCACAAACUUGCAUAAAAUGAACCACAAAUACUCUCUUUAAAAUAUUUGAUUUGUACAUGUUAUGCAAGCGCUUUGAACAUACACUGCAGUUCUCACCUUACGUUUUAAACUGAGGACAGCGUGUGGUUACAACAUUGAUCCAUUCAGUGCAAAUAUAAAUAUCAACAUACUCUAGUGAGCAGCUGCACUGGGCUGGCUUGUAGAAAUAUAGGCUGAUUGUGGCAAAGAGGGGAAAAAGAUGGAUAGAAAUUUAUUAACCUGCUUGCUGCGUGACUCAAUCUCACACACAACUACAGCAUUUUCCCUUUACAAAAGUCGCUUCAUGCAAACAAGCCCUUCAAAUACUCUGGGCUUGAUUGACAGUAGAACCAACCAAACAGAUGUGUCCACCCAGGCGUUGACUCUUCAUGAGCAAAGUGCUGGGCGAGGCCAGGCAGCCGUGUUUGAAAGUCUGGGGAAGGUGGACAAACAAGUGGAAUCAAACAGCGCACAGUUACAGAGUGAUUACAACCACCAGCGGGGUCGCGAAAACAAUAACAUAAACAUGGCUUAUGUGAAGACAGUGACAGCCGGGGAAUGUUUUAGCAAUCAGUCUAAUUCUACAUUGGCUCUGCCACCCGCCGACAAGCUCAGCACAUUGGCCCGAAUGGACAGUGAGAAGAGAGUGGGCAGCCAGGUGCGCAUGAUGAUGGAGAAUAAGCGAAAUCAGCAAAGGUCUGUUAAAAAAGAAUUGGCAAAUGGUCAGUGGAACAUGAACCAAAGAGAGAUCUUUGAUUUUGGAAAUUCAUUUCGAAGUAUGACCAUCAAGAAUCAAGGAACGCAAAGGCGCAAGGGUUCACAGUAUGAUGGCACCAUGAAAGAAUUUUCCAGCACAGAAACUUAUGCAACAGGAGUCCCAAGAGAAUACCAGCAAAAGAGCCAUUUUAGCUCCUUUAGUGUGAAGGGGAAACGAACAAUCAGCAUGCCAUCACAUUAUCGAAAACAUUCUGGUCCACAAAGUCCAAUGGGUGACAACGAAGUUUUCUACAGACAAAUGGCAAGCAGUCGAAGUGAACCAGAUCUCUUAAAUAUGCAAAAUACACAGACUAUAAGAAGGCUGAGAAGCAAGUACCGGCCUCCAGAUCGGACCAAGAGCCUUUAUGCAAGGCGAAGUAUUAUCCACACUUCUUCAAUGCUCCCAGACACUAAAAGUCAGGAAAAAGAAAGGUUAAAUUUACAGGCUUCAAGGAUUCAAAGUACUAAAAGAGGAAGUACUAUUUAUAGAACAGCAAAUGGAAUACGAGACUUUGACAGCAGCAUGAAUCUAAAAAAAGCUGUGAUGCUUUUAUCCGAUCAGGAUCCCAGCAUUUUAGCCUACGCUGCUUCUUACAUUCAGCAUGAGUGCUUUAAGGAGGACACGGCUAAAACAGCGAUUUCUGAAAUGAAAGCGAUUCCUCAACUGAUCAACCUCUUGGGAAUCAAAAAUAACAACGUUCAGCAAUCUGUCUGUGGAGCUCUUCGAAAUGCAGUUUACAAGAAUGUCAACAACAAGCUUGAAGUAAAGAAAAAUGGUGGGAUCAAACCAAUCCUUCAGAUCCUGAGAGAAACAAAUGAUCUGGAAACACAGAAGCAAAUAACUGGACUCUUAUGGAAUCUUUCAUCAUGUGAUGAGCUCAAGGAUGUCUUGAUUAAGGAGGCCCUGCCAGCCCUGACUGAGUCUGUAAUUAUUCCACAUACUUCUGAGGAAUAUGGAAAUCCGAGAAUCAAUGAUCCUGAGGUUUUCUACAAUGCUACAGGAUGUCUAAGGAACCUGAGCUCUGCUGGCCAAGAGGGUCGGCAGUUGAUGCGCAACUGCAAUGGAUUAAUUGAUUCUCUCAUGACUUAUACUCAAACGUGUAUCAAUGCAAACCAAGUUGAUGCAAAGUCUGUUGAAAACUGUGUCUGCAUCCUACAUAACCUCACAUACCACUUGGAUACUGAAGUACCAGCUGUGUUCAGCCACAUUAAUGCGAAAGGAAAUGUGCAAAGCCAAAACAGAACAACAAAGAAGUCCUCAGUGGGCUGUUUCAGCCCUGGAAGUGAUCAGUUUGAUGAGCCUGAUUUAGAUAAUAUGCCUUUCCCGAAAGAGGAUGACAACCCUAAAGGUGUUAACAACCUGUCACAUUCAAAAGCAAUCAAAAUGUACACAUCCCUUUUGGGUAAAUCCAAGUCUGAUGCCACAUUGGAAGCUUGUGCUGGAGCUCUGCAGAACCUUACCGCCAGCAACAAAAUGUCAUCAUACCUGAUGAGUUCAAACAUAGUGAACAAAGAAAGGGCACUCCCUCGGAUCGCCAACCUUCUCCAGUCGAGCAACCCAGACAUACAGAAAACUGCAGUUUCAUUGUUGAACAACAUGUCCAGGCACAAUAGUCUUCAACCAGAUUUGGCAUCUCAGACAUUGCCAGAGUUAGCACGACUUCUUCCUGGAGGAGGUAAUAGCUCCAAGACUUCGGAUGACACCAUUGCUUCCGCCUGUAAUAUUAUGCGAAAUCUGGUGCCCAAUAAUACUGCCAUAGCAAAAACAGUACUACAGGGUUCGAUGUUGAAUAAUCUUAUGAGCCUCAGUAAAUCCAGUGCCUACCCCUCAGCUGGUAAAGCUGCCUGUCUCUUCCUCUAUGAAAUGUGGGCGCAGAAAGACUUGCAGAAUUUCUUCAAAAGGGAAGGUUUUAGCAAGAAGGACUUUGUAAAUCACCUGACAUCAGCCGCUGUCAAAUUAGCUCAACAGAAUGCGGGGAGGAUCCCAAGCAAAAAAUUCCUUUAACUGAAAUGUUCAGUACUGUCAAGGUGGAUUCUCUUUUGGUGACUAAAGAUCAUUUCAAUGGAACUCCUAUGAUGCUGAAUUUAUGGAGAAAAUGUGCAUGUUAAGCCACAAGUGAAUCUUGUGCUUUGGGAGUGGGGAGGGGUAAAGUAAAAUGGUCGCAAUUUUGUCUUUGCUUUAACUCGCAAAAUUGAAUAUCACAAGCUUACAGUUCACAAUGUACAUUCAUACAUCAGUGUGACAAAGUUUUCAUCAGGCAACAGGCCUUGCCACAAAAUUUCUAGGCUGCAAUUUUGUGCACACUCAACACACACAAACAUACAUAAAUGAAUUUUUGUCUCUCUCAACAUCCAUACAUAUACACAAACAUACAUACAUACAUUCAACUAAGCAAUUAACUGCUGGGCUGGGAUUGGGUCCUCCACAGCCUUUGUCCAGUGGAGGUCCCCAAAUAGACUCCACCCCAUGUUGCCCAUUGCUAAGUAACUGUUGUCUGUUUUUAGGGACUGCAUGUAGUGCCAGCACUUUACCAUUUCUGUGGCAGGCUGAUCUGAGUUGGGACUUCCAGUUGGAGGAGUCAUUUAUUUCAAGCCAGUUAACAGUCUAACAUGCUGUAAAAUGGCUGUGUGGUGAGCUGACCAAAUGAAAGAAGGCUUGCCCUGAUUUUUUUUUUUGUUUAAGCCAAGGGCAGGCAUCGGCACAUAAAAUUCUGGCAAAUGUGCUUAUUAGUCAGGUUUAAAUUAAUUUAGAUUGUUGCACCAUGACUUUGGGUACACUGGCUACCUGUUAGAAAGUUCUAUGUAAAAUAGCAUCAGAUAAUUUUGUUAAGUUAUUCCUACUGAAAUAAAGUAACUUAGCUGUUUAGCAGAUGACACUUCAGAUCUCCAAUCCUUUCAAUAAACACACAAGCUUUUUUGUAUUCUUCUGAUGCCACCGUCUUGUUAUUCCAAUAUUUGCCUCUGCAAACAUUAAUUAAGAAUGUUAGAAUAACAAAUAUACAUUGAGAAGACAAAUACAUUACAGCCUUGACUUGUUAUGAACAGAUCUAAUUGCAACAGAAAGACAAAGUAAAAAUGUUCACUGUUUCAUUGAAUCUUUUUGAUUUGUGAUUUACACUCUAAGCAUAUAUGUCAUGUAUGUUCUGCUGCUUACACAUGUUCCUUGUUUAUGAAAGUACAUUAUAACACUCUCUUUGAUCUCUUCCGAAGAAAGUAAUAGUUAAAUCCUGCUUAAAAUGCCAUUGUUAAAUAGGAAUUUAUAACUGUUUGACCUGUUAUUUGCCUCAUAUGUCCAUAACCUUUUUUGGUUCAGUGGGAUUGCUAUGUAAACGCAUCUCUCAAAACAAGUUCAGUAAUAAAUCAAACUUAGCAAAUAUUAAAAACAAUUUCACAGUAAAUUAAUCUUCUAAUACAUGAGUUUAAACAGGAUCAAAUGUAAACAACCAUACAAUGGGUUCUAUUGGCAUCUUUACCUUCUGAUUUGAUCUCUGAAGCAGUCAGCAAUGUUGGAUUUCUUUCUGAUAGUUUCCAAAUUUACUGGCAGUGUACCACCACAGCAAAACAAAACAUUGAUAUUGUCCAUUACCCUUUCAAAAUCAUUAAUUCUGAUUUUAUUCAGAAUAUUAAAAAAACUAACGUUGCAUGAAAGUAGUUUGUUAAUCUAGCUUAAAUAUUGCAUAUCAAAUCUUUCAAGCUAUUACUAAUUAAAUUCAUUAGUGAAUGUGCAUUCCAAAUUUACUACCACCCCUUUACAUGAAUACACUUCCAAUAUGACUUACCCAGAUUGUGUCAACAGGCACAGCCUCUGAUGAAGAGUCAUAUGGGCUCAAAAGAUCAGCUUGUUGUCUCUCCAUGGAUGUUGCCUGCCCCACUGUGAUCUCCUGCAUUUACUA
Messenger RNA from Chiloscyllium plagiosum (whitespotted bambooshark), 4761 nucleotides. RefSeq names its product plakophilin-1-like. Gene Ontology annotation, molecular function: protein binding. Lineage: Eukaryota; Metazoa; Chordata; Chondrichthyes; Orectolobiformes; Hemiscylliidae. The record is from RefSeq and is a predicted model, not a curated record. Gene Ontology annotation, biological process: cell-cell adhesion. Gene Ontology annotation, cellular component: adherens junction; plasma membrane; nucleus.